GUGCGGGGAGCGCGCAGUCCGGACGCGCAGGGGCCGCUCGGCUGGGGCCGCGCGGGCAGGAUGGUGUGCGCUCCGGCGGCCCUUGGGCGGGGCGUGCUCCCGGCCGCGGUUUGGGGGAUACUGCUGCUAACCGCCUCGGUGGAGGCGCAGCGCGGCCGGAAGAAGGUCGUGCACGUGCUGGAGGGUGAGUCGGGCUCAGUGGUGGUGCAGACGGCACCUGGGCAAGUGGUAAGCCACCGGGGUGGCACCAUCGUCUUGCCCUGCCGCUAUCACUACGAGGCAGCUGCUCAAGGCCACGAUGGCGUCCGCCUCAAGUGGACAAAGGUAGUGGAUCCUUUGGCCUUCGCCGACGUCUUCGUGGCACUGGGUCCUCAGCACCGGGCCUUUGGCAGCUACCGCGGGCGGGCAGAGCUGCAGAACGACGGGCCGGGGGAUGCCUCCCUGGUCCUCCGAAAUGUCACCCUGCAGGACUAUGGGCGCUACGAGUGCGAGGUCACCAAUGAGCUGGAAGACGACGCUGGCAUGGUCAAGCUGGACCUGGAAGGCGUGGUCUUCCCCUAUCACCCCCGUGGAGGCCGCUACAAGCUGACUUUCGCGGAGGCACAGCGCGCGUGUGCCGAGCAGGACGGUAUCCUGGCGUCUGCCGAGCAGCUGCACGCGGCCUGGCGCGAUGGCCUGGACUGGUGCAACGCAGGCUGGUUGCGCGACGGCUCCGUGCAGUACCCGGUGAGCCAGCCUCGGGAACCCUGCGGCGGCCUGAACGGGGCCGGGAACGCCGGGGCGGGUGGCGGAGCCAACGGCGGCGGCGUGCGCAACUACGGUUAUCGGCAUAACGCUGAGGAACGCUAUGACGCCUUCUGCUUCACGUCCAACCUCCCGGGACGCGUGUUCUUCCUGAAGCCGUUGCGGCCUGUGCCUUUCGCCGGAGCAGCGCGUGCAUGUGCGGCGCGCGGUGCAUCAGUGGCCAAGGUGGGCCAGCUGUUCGCUGCGUGGAAGCUGCAAUUGCUGGACCGCUGCACCGCGGGCUGGCUGGCCGACGGCAGCGCGCGCUACCCCAUCGUGAACCCGCGUGCGCGCUGCGGAGGUCUCCGACCUGGCGUGCGCAGCCUAGGCUUCCCAGAUGCCUCCCGACGGCUCUUUGGCGUUUACUGCUACCGCGCACCAGGCGCACCGGAUCCCGCUCCCGGGGGCUGGGGCUGGGGCUGGGCCGGCGGCGGUGGCUGGGCUGGAGGCGCACGCGACCCAGCUGCCUGGACCCCGCUGCGCGUCUAGGACCCAGGAGAGGGACGACUGGGGGGACUUGACGAAUGGCCGAGUGCCCUGAUGUCCCCCGGACACUGGAGACGCCCCUGAAG
This is a messenger RNA of Urocitellus parryii (Arctic ground squirrel), 1355 nucleotides long. RefSeq names its product hyaluronan and proteoglycan link protein 4 (gene Hapln4). Gene Ontology annotation, cellular component: perineuronal net; synapse. Gene Ontology annotation, molecular function: hyaluronic acid binding. Gene Ontology annotation, biological process: central nervous system development; glial cell differentiation; skeletal system development. Lineage: Eukaryota; Metazoa; Chordata; Mammalia; Rodentia; Sciuridae. The record is from RefSeq and is a predicted model, not a curated record.